Messenger RNA from Chroicocephalus ridibundus (black-headed gull), 2319 nucleotides. RefSeq names its product par-6 family cell polarity regulator alpha (gene PARD6A). Gene Ontology annotation, molecular function: protein binding. The coding region runs from base 556 to 1629 and encodes 357 amino acids. Gene Ontology annotation, cellular component: cell cortex; nucleus; apical plasma membrane. The record is from RefSeq and is a predicted model, not a curated record. Gene Ontology annotation, biological process: establishment or maintenance of cell polarity; centrosome cycle; regulation of cellular localization. The transcript has 3 exons. Lineage: Eukaryota; Metazoa; Chordata; Aves; Charadriiformes; Laridae.
AAGUGUAACCAAGGGGGGACACUUUCGGGGACAAGUGGCAGGGCCGCAUGUCUCAAGCCAGGCUGAAACGUCCCCUGCUGCCCCGGUGACCCGCCAGCCCUCUGCCGAAGGGACACCCACCGAGCAGGGGGCAGCGGCCGAGCAAGGGGCAAAGGGGCAGCGGGAGGGGCAGGACCCCCCGGGCCACGCUGGGAAACCCCCGGGGGGAGCGGAGGCUCCUGCCGGUGACACUCGUGGGGUCGGUGGCCCCGCGUGAGAGUCCGGCGUCCCCGGGUUGGGCCUAAUUGUGCCGCUAACGGGGCUCCCGACGGCGGCGGGACGCCCGGGGUUACCGGGGGGCGGGGGUCCUGCCCGCUCGGCCCCGCCCCCGUUGCCACGGCGACGUUGUCAGCAAUCCUCCGGCCACGCCCCCCGCCCCGCCUGGGCCAAUGGCGCGGCGGCGCCCGGCCUGCUGCCCGGUGACGUCAUGGCCGGUGAAAAUCCCCCGUGGCCGCGGGAGCGGCGCUGGCGGCGGCGCGGCCCCGUGGCCCGGCGCGGCCCGGCCCGGCCCGCAGCAUGGCCAAGCAUCACCGCACGCCGCCGCGCUCCGCCGAGCCUGUCAUCGAGGUGAAGAGCAAGUUCGACGCCGAAUUUCGCCGCUUUGCCAUGAAGCGCUCCAGCGCGGGCAGCUUCCAGGAUUUCUACCGCCUGCUGCAGACGGUGCACCAGAUCCCGCGGGUGGACGUGCUCCUGGGCUACACAGAUGUCCAUGGUGACCUCCUGCCCAUCAACAAUGACGACAACUACCACAAAGCCGUGUCCUCCGCCAACCCCCUCCUCAGGGUCAUCAUCCAGAAGAAGGCAGAGUCUGAUGCCAGCGUCUUCGCCUCGAACUCCUUGCAGCGGAAGAAGAAGGGGCUGCUGCGCCCCGCGCACUACCGGGCCAAGCCUCACCUCCUCAUCGGCAUGCCCCAGGACUUCCGCCAGAUCUCCUCCAUCAUCGACGUGGACAUCCUGCCCGAGACCCACCGCCGUGUGCGGCUCCACAAGCACGGCUCCGACAAGCCGCUGGGUUUCUACAUUCGCGACGGUGUUAGCGUGCGUGUGGCCCCGCAGGGCGUCGAGAAGGUGCCCGGCAUCUUCAUCUCUCGCCUGGUGAAGGGUGGCUUGGCUGAGAGCACGGGGCUGCUGGCGGUGAGCGAUGAAAUCCUGGAGGUCAACGGCAUCGACGUGGCUGGCAAGUCCCUGGACCAGGUGACAGACAUGAUGGUGGCCAACAGCCACAACCUCAUCAUCACCGUCAAGCCAGCCAACCAGCGCAACAACGUCAUCCGCAGCAGCAAGGCCUCGGGCAGCUCGGGCAUGUCCACGGACAGCACCCCCAGCCAGCAGACCCCCAGCCCGGCCUCGCAGUACCUGAGCAACUACAGCACGGCCGAGAGCGACGAGGAGGGUGACCUGGUCAUCGAGAGCGACAGCGCGCCCCACUACAUCCCCGGGGGCUGCCCCAACGGGGGCCCCGCGGACGGACCCCUCCAGCGGAGCCUGUCCCCGCACAGCUCGCGGGGCUCCCUGCAGUCCCUCGGCAGCCAUGAUGGCAGUCCCGGCCGGGGCAGCGGGCGGGAGGACGGCACCCUCCUCACCCUAUAGCUGUGGGGUCCUGAGGGCACUGGGGCGCUGUCAGGGCCGAUGGGCAGGGGGCGAGCGGGGCUGCCCGCUGCCCUCUCCCACCACCCGCAUCCCUGGGAGCCCCACUGUGACACCUGCUCCCUCCGGGCACUGCCCCUCCGCGGCCCCUCGCCUCCCACUCCCCUCCCUCCAAACAAGUGGGAUUUUUUAAUUGUUUUAUUGAAAUAUGCAUCAUCAAUUAAUAUAUUGCAACGGACAGUAAAACCUUUUCUAGAAAGCACCAGCCCUUGUCCCUUGUUCGUGUCACUGUGGGGGCUGGACCCCAACAGCCGUGGGUCACAGCUCCCCCAGGACCACAAGCAGACCCAGCGCCACGGGAGGGGACGGGCAUGUCCCCUACCAGCCCCAUCGCCCUAUUCCACGUGCCAUGGCCUGUCCUGUCAUGGGUCAGCACGAGCCCCAUGACCAGCUCUGCAAGUCCCCUGGGAGAAGGGGCAAAAUCGGCCCCAUGGUACCACCUGGGUGGGGACUUCGUCCCUGCAGGCGCAAGGCAGAGCCUGGGAGCGGCACCCGCCCACGGCACACGGCGUGGCUGUACUGCUGAAGCCCAUCGCGGGGAGGAACAGGGGGUCUGGGGGGGGAUGCUGCAGCAUGUCCCUCUCCCUGCACAUCCCUGUUCCACAGCAACAUCCAGGCUGUUUUGGGCAGCGA